Molecule: messenger RNA, 267 nt
Organism: Lottia gigantea (owl limpet)
Lineage: Eukaryota; Metazoa; Mollusca; Gastropoda; Lottiidae
Exons: 2
Coding region: 1-267 (88 amino acids)
Cellular component (GO): nucleus
Source: RefSeq, a predicted model, not a curated record
AUGAGUUCAUUAAGCCCUCAACCAAAAUCCAUGAUGAGACCCAGUCAAUGGACUGAACAAGUUGAAGAAGCUUACAGAUUUCAACUGGCUGGAUAUCGAGAUGAACUGGAAUAUUUAAAAUAUCAAAGAGCUGAUGUUGUAGAUAGAUGGCCACACAAUGGUUAUAUUAAAAAAUUAAUGCGUCGUGAUGGAUGUUUUUAUUAUUACAACAAAACAAGGGAAUGUCCUGACAAAGAUGUCAACAAAACCAAAAUAUACUCCUAUUAA